Penicillium subrubescens is the source of this 1581-nucleotide messenger RNA. RefSeq names its product acyl-CoA synthetase. Gene Ontology annotation, molecular function: medium-chain fatty acid-CoA ligase activity. NCBI's taxonomy places the organism in Eukaryota, Fungi, Ascomycota, Eurotiomycetes, Eurotiales, Aspergillaceae. Gene Ontology annotation, biological process: fatty acid metabolic process. The transcript is spliced from 3 exons. Bases 1 to 1581 code for a protein of 526 amino acids. The record is from RefSeq and is a predicted model, not a curated record.
AUGCCUAUCCCUUCGCUGCCACUUUUUGUGGCGGCACAGCAGAGCGCAAAAGAUGACCCCGAGAAAAUCGCAAUUAUCGAUGUGACAAAGAAGGAAUCGUACACUUUUACACAGCUUCUUGAGGAUACGGCCGCCCUCAGGAAACAUAUUAUUGAAACUCUCAGAUCGACGUCAUCGGGAGAUCUCAAUGAGCAGCGAGUGGCAUAUUUGUGCCCUGCUGGGUAUGACUAUGUUGCCACGAGCUGGGCAAUUUGGGCUGCAGGCGGAGUGUGUGUACCACUAUGCACGUCCCAUCCAAUCAAGGAGCUUUUGUACACUAUAGGCGACUCAGAUCCCUCCCUAAUCAUCAUUCAUCCCGCUUUCGAGAAAGUUGCGCCAGCUCUCCGUGAGGCAGUGCCCACUGAAAUUCCGUUCAUCGGCCUCGACCCUUUCACCCGCUAUGACAAACCCUCGCUGCCGCCUUUCUCUUCGUCCUUUUCGCUCGACCGGAGAGCCUUGAUGAUCUAUACAAGUGGUACAACUUCAAGUCCCAAGGGGUGCGUGACAACACACGAAAACAUCACUUUCCAAGCUAGCUGUCUCGUCAAGGCAUGGGACUAUAGACCUUCCGACCACUUGAUUCAUGUCCUUCCACUACACCAUGUCCACGGAAUUAUAAACGGACUCACAGCCAGUCUUUUAAGCGGUGCUACAGUGGAAAUGCACCCAAAGUUUGACCCGAAAGUCAUCUGGGAGCGCUGGCAGAACCGCGGCUCUUCAACCAUGUUCAUGGCAGUACCCACGAUAUACUCUCGUCUAAACGAUUACUUUGACGCCCACAUCCGUGGGACAGAGAGCGAGAACUCGGCACGAGCCGGUGCAAAGGCUUUACGUCUGGUUGUCAGCGGAUCGGCUGCACUUCCAACUCCCAUCAAAGCCAAAUUCGCAGAGAUUACGGGUCAAGUCCUGCUCGAGCGUUAUGGCAUGACAGAGAUUGGCAUGGGCAUAAGCUGUGGAUUGGAAGUGGAGAAACGCAUAGACGGCAGCGUUGGCUGGCCCUUACCAGGUGUACAGGUCCGUCUGACAGAGAAGGAGACUGGUCGGAUCAUCGAUGCAGUUGACGAAGAUGGAAUGAUUGAAAUCAAGGGGAUGAACGUCUUCCGUGAAUACUGGAGGAGGCCCGAAGCUACUGCCUCGGAAUUCACUGCAGAUGGAUGGUUUAAGACUGGCGAUUGUGCCCUCCGUGAUUCAACCGGCGCAUACUUUAUUCAAGGUCGCGCCAGUGUCGAUAUCAUUAAAUCUGGAGGUUACAAGAUUUCUGCGCUUCAGGUGGAGCGUGUCAUGCUGGCAUUGGACCAGAUCCAAGAAGUGGCUGUCGUUGGGCUGAAAGAUAUCGAAUGGGGAGAACGAGUCGCUGCGGUAGUGAAGUUCCGUCAGGGCGCCGAAAUGGAGUUAUUGGCUCUUCGUACCGAGCUCAAGAAGGAGUUGGCGGCAUACAAAGUGCCUUCUGUUCUGAAGACCGUUGAUAAUAUAGAGCGCAAUGCUAUGGGGAAGGUAAACAAGAAGGUCCUGGUUCAAAAGUACUGGCCAGACAAUGCUUGA